This is a messenger RNA of Anopheles maculipalpis, 909 nucleotides long. RefSeq lists its product as uncharacterized. Lineage: Eukaryota; Metazoa; Arthropoda; Insecta; Diptera; Culicidae. Gene Ontology annotation, cellular component: nucleus. Gene Ontology annotation, biological process: chromatin organization. The transcript has a single exon. Bases 1 to 909 code for a protein of 302 amino acids. The record is from RefSeq and is a predicted model, not a curated record.
AUGUCACCAAGAACGGAAAGUUGCACGAUGUGUGGUACACAGGAAACAACCAAAUGGCACAUUCUGGGCCAGAAAUCCCUUUGUGAUGAUUGUCACGAUGUUCAGAUUAAUCCUCCAUAUGAACCGCCUAAUGAAGGGUCCCCCGAAAGGUUGACUACGGAAAUCAAACCAGAGCAGGAGCAUCAAGAACAGACGCACGAUGAAUAUAUGGCAAUAGCGAAUGAUACGCUCCCCUGCACUCCGAAGAAAAUGGAAGCAAAGAAACCACACUCCGGCGACGAAAAUGUAGACGUAGAGCUGGGUGCAGAUGAGCAGGACGAAAUGCAUGAAAACCUCCAAGCCCUUAGCAUGUUUUCACCACGGCGCUUGCGACAUCGUGUUUGCCCAGUUCGUGAACCGGUACGGCGUGGAUCGAAAAAGAAUGGCAGCCGUGCCUGCCAAGGUUCGCGUUCCAAAUCGAGACGAACGUUCAUGAAAAAGGUGCCAAUUAAAUCGCCCCAGGAAAUAGCAUCGACCAAAACCGUUUCGAAGGUGCAGGACGACAACACCUGGUACCAGCUGGGAGACAUUGUUUCGAUAGUAGAUACACAGGAUAACACGUAUUACGCUCAAAUACGUGGCCUGCUGGUUGACGCAUAUAAUGAGAAAAGUGCAGUUAUAACAUGGUUACUUCCUACCACGGCCAGCCCACCACCGAACGAAGCAUUUGAUCCGGCAACCUAUCUGGCAGGACCGGAUGAGGAUUUACCGCGACGGCUUACGUACAUGAAUUUUGUCAUGCACGCUCCGAGCAAUUACUACUCGGAUCGUAACAAUCCUUACCCGCGUCCGGAACGAUUUGGGCCAUCGAACACAACCCAGUCCGAUAACCGCAAUUAUGUGUGGGCCAGCAUCAGUCGUAACAGAUGA